AUGGCUUGCUUGGACUCGUACAAGAGCCCAGAUCAGAAGGGACACUACCCGCCGAUGAGCCCAAGAUUGUCCUUUUCCAAUGACUUCGUCGAAUCCCAUCACUCCACCAACACCAACACCAACACCCAUAUCAGUCAACAUCAAAACAUCCCUCCAAAUAUUUCGGCCUCCGACGACUUCGAAUUCUCUGCACUCACCAAUCCCAGUAAUCACACAAUGACCGCCGCCGACGAGCUCUUCUUCAAGGGGAAAUUGUUGCCCACUCUCAGAGAUGAGCUUCUCCUUCACGACGACGACGACGACGCUAUUGUAGUGCCGUCGUUCGUGCCCCCGAAAGGCCUACCAAAAUGGAAAGAGUUUCUCAGCCUCAAGAGAUCGGUUGUUGAUGGGCGCUGCACGGGCACGGGCACCCACAACGACAACAAUCAAGGCAAAAUGCCCAAGUUGGCCCUCCAUGAUAAGUCAUCGCAUGUUGACAUGACUUCGUAG
Messenger RNA from Cucurbita moschata (crookneck pumpkin), 489 nucleotides. RefSeq lists its product as uncharacterized. The transcript has a single exon. NCBI's taxonomy places the organism in Eukaryota, Viridiplantae, Streptophyta, Magnoliopsida, Cucurbitales, Cucurbitaceae. The coding region runs from base 1 to 489 and encodes 162 amino acids. The record is from RefSeq and is a predicted model, not a curated record.